Molecule: messenger RNA, 1116 nt
Organism: Salvia miltiorrhiza (redroot sage)
Lineage: Eukaryota; Viridiplantae; Streptophyta; Magnoliopsida; Lamiales; Lamiaceae
Product: G-type lectin S-receptor-like serine/threonine-protein kinase LECRK1
Exons: 1
Coding region: 1-1116 (371 amino acids)
Source: RefSeq, a predicted model, not a curated record
AUGGCUUUAACUAGCUCACUAUUGUUCACCAUCAUCAUCAUCAUUGCAUUUCCAGUUUCAACCACAGCCCAACAAUCAUCCAACCGCAACAUAACUCUGGGUUCGUCCAUCGUCGCAAACGCCGACGCCAGUCACACGUGGACGUCGCCAUCCGGCGAGUUUGCUUUCGGGUUCCGGCAGGUUGCGCCUGGAGCCUUCUUACUCGCCAUCUGGUUCGACCAAUUACCUGACAAAACCCUUGUUUGGUCGGCCAACCGCGACGCUCCAGUUCCCACAGGAUCCACUGUCCAGCUUUCUACAGAUGGAUCGUUGGUGCUCAUUCAUCAGAGAAGCGGAGGGAUAUGGCGGGCUGACCCCUCUCAGCCAGCUAGGGUGGCCUACGCCGCCAUGCUCGACACCGGUAACUUCGUGCUCGCCACCAACAUUUCCUCCAUCUUGUGGGGGAGUUUUGAUCAGCCCACUGAUACCUUAUUGCCCACCCAAUUACUAAACAGAGACGUUGCUCUAGUUUCCACGGUUUCGGAGACGAAUUACUCCACCGGAAAAUUCAGGAUGAGGUUGCAGACCGACGGGAAUCUGGUGCUCAACACCGUAGCAUUCCCCUCGCCGGAUCCUUAUUGGUCAUCACAGACACAGACUCUUGAAAGCGGAGUCCGAUUGUUGUUCAACCAGUCCGGCAGCAUCAUCUUCAUCAGGCAAAAUGGGACCCUAAUCCGACCUCUAUUCAACAACUCCGAUCUAGUCGGCCAGUUCCACCAGAGACUGACGCUGGAAUACGACGGAGUUCUCCGCCGCUAUGUGUAUCCCAAGUCAGCUAAUUCAUCCAUGGCGUUUGCGUGGACAGCCCGUGGUUUUGUCCCUUCCAAUAUAUGUCAUGAUGUUAGGGAAGCACACACGGGCGGCGGUGCGUGUGGUUUUAACAGCAUUUGCAAGAUGGAAGCUGAUGGACGGCCUAGCUGCGGCUGCCCCCCCGGUUACUCUUCCAGGGGAGGCCUCGCCGGCUGCGCACCUAAUUUCGCGCCACACAGAUGCGAUCAACAAUCCGAGGAUGCUCAGGAUUUCAUUUUUGAAGAUAUUUACAACAUAGAUUGGCCUGAAGUGGAUAUUGAAGUGUGA